Armigeres subalbatus is the source of this 1993-nucleotide messenger RNA. Its product is annotated as zinc finger protein 41-like. The coding region runs from base 234 to 1784 and encodes 516 amino acids. The record is from RefSeq and is a predicted model, not a curated record. Gene Ontology annotation, biological process: regulation of gene expression. Gene Ontology annotation, cellular component: nucleus. The transcript is spliced from 4 exons. Lineage: Eukaryota; Metazoa; Arthropoda; Insecta; Diptera; Culicidae.
GUCCGGAGAGUGUCGUGAUCUCGUCAACGGCUCAGAGACUUCUCAGAUGGUUGACUCAAUCGUAAUCAAGCAGUUUAUCUAAGUAAACACACGUUAAUGGUUGCCCAAGCGCGCGCAAUCCAACGGCUACCGUGACGGUGUGAUUUUUUCGGGUGCUUCUGAUUGAACUUACGCGUGCAUGUUGGAGUGAUCGAUUUGGAGCAACAUAAAGUGAUCGGACGGUCGUGUGUACUAUGGGAUUUAGUGAUAGCAAAAUGAGUGAUUUGAACUUUCUUCCCAAAAAACACACCAACUUUAGCAUCGAGAACAUCUUGUUGCGAAAUAAUACCACUGCAACUUCUAGGACAAUUGAAUUAGAACAAAAAGUGGAUCUAACAGUAAAGACCUGCAUCAAAUAUGAACAGGAUGACCUCAAAACUCCAUCCAUGGUGUUAUCACCAUCACCAGCCUCGUCAUCAUCGUCGUCUCAAUCAUCUAAUCAACGUCCCCUGAAUCGUGUUCUAGCCAAUCCCUGGUGCUCCCGGGGACCGUUAAUGUUUGACCCAAAGAUCAUUGCCGGCGCGAAACCAGCGACGGUCAUCGAGUCCAACGCAACGACAACAGUGGUAACGGCAGCAUCCAGGGUGGCGUCUAUUACGCCUUCCACCACUAGCCCUUUGAUACCGCUGAUAAAAACGGAAGUCGAGAGAAAAGUGAUGCUAAGCGCGUAUGCUAAUAGCAGUGUAAUUGAACGAAACAGAUUAUCUAUCAAUUAUCCCUAUCCGGUUGGGUUUUUCAAUGCUUAUGCUGCAGCAGCAUCGAUGGCGACCCAACAUCAUCAUCAUCAUCAUCGGCAGCAUGCACAACCGCCCAGUGUCACAGUUCCGGCGGUUCUUAGCAACUUGUACCAAAUCGAGAAAAGUGAUGAAAACCAAAAUAGUAUUUUUAGUGCAACGAGUAAUACGAGCAGCAAUGUCGGCUCCAGCGAUCACCUCGGUACUGAUAUGCAUCCUUUCUUUGGAAUGGAUAGCGCCGACAUGCUCGGCUACGGACUAGUGCCGCGGCAAACGUCGCCCGUCGGCCCUUUCCCGCUCGGGUUUUCGGAAUACUCGUUCCAGUGUCAAAUCUGUGAUAAGAUAUUUGGGAAUCAGGAAACGCUGAUGACCCAUGAAAAAACGCAUAAGUCACCUCGCUUUGAGUGCGAAGAAUGUGGUAAAGGAUUCUCCCAGUUGCGAAACUAUAAAUAUCACGUCUCCGUGCAUCGCGGGACCAAGGAAUUUGCAGCCAAAUGCCCUGAGUGCGGAAAGGUAUUCAACGACAAAGGCUACCUUAGCAGUCAUCUGAAGAUCCAUCGCAACAAGAAGGAAUAUGCCUGCCCACAUUGCCCGAAAUCGUUCAAUCAGCGAGUUGCCUUCAACAUGCACGUUCGGAUUCAUACGGGUGUGAAACCGCACAAAUGCAACGAAUGUGGAAAGCGAUUCUCUAGAAAAAUGCUCUUGAAACAGCAUUUGCGAACGCACUCUGGUGAAAAACCCUAUCAGUGUUCUGUGUGCGGGAAAAGUUUUGCCGACCGAAGCAAUAUGACCCUGCAUCACCGGUUGCACUCUGGCAUCAAACCCUUUGCGUGCCCAAUUUGUCCGAAGGCUUUUACCAAAAAGCAUCACUUGAAGACGCAUCUCAACUACCACACUGGCUAUAAGCCGUACAAAUGCCCGCAUCCGAAUUGUGGUCAAACGUUCACACAAUCAAGCAACAUGAGAACCCACGCAAAGAAGUGUCAAUUUAAGCCACCGGAUCAUUCAUGAUGGUGGUGUGCUCUAUAUCUUAGGAUAGUUCCACUAGUGUCUAACAGCAACACGAAUAUUUUUAUUUAUUCAGCUUUUCACAAAAUAACGAUAAAUAUGCUCAAUCUAUUAUAUGAUACAAUGAAAAGGAUAUUUCUCUAAAUAAAGCUUAGAUGUUAGAAUGUAGUCGAUUGAAAAUUUAUCAAGAUUCAAAUAUAUCAAUAAUACUA